GCCCGGGUGUUGAACAAUCAAUCGCCGUUCCUCUUCCAUCGUCUAAUUCGGCACCGUGGUGAACGUGUCAUUCUUUUCUCGUGUGCGCCUGAUUUGCUGUGUUGAGCGGUUGAUUCCUGUUUCAGCGCGCUGUUGAUUACCCCGCCAUCUCUCCCCUCCGACUGGGAAACACGACCAACGACUUGCAUCCGAAACAUCAUCUUCGACCCCUUACCUCUACUUCCUUUACGGUUUUUCUAUACAUCAUCAGAAUGGCGUCUGAACAACCUGAGGCCGGUUCUCUUGCGGACCGCAUCACCAAGCCGGAGGAAUCUGCCCCUGCUGAAGCUCCCGAACAGACCGAAGACAUCCCUCAGACCGAUGGUGCCGCCGCUCAGCAGGGUGGCUCCGAUCUCCAUGAGCCUGACUACACCGUUGAAGUCAAGCUCAGCGAUCUCCAGGCCGACCCGAAUAACCCCCUUUUCUCCGUAAAGAACUUUGAAGAUCUCGGCCUGGACCCCCGUAUCCUCCAGGGAUUGUCGGCAAUGAACUUCCGGAAACCCUCCAAGAUCCAAGAGAGAGCCCUCCCGCUGCUACUUGGCAACCCCGCCAAGAAUCUGGUCGGUCAGUCUCAGUCCGGUACUGGAAAGACUGCGGCCUUCGUCCUGAACAUCCUCAGUCGAUUGGACCUCUCGUCGGAGCAGUUGCAAAAGACCCCCCAGGCGUUGAUCCUGGCCCCCACACGAGAGCUGGCUCGUCAGAUUGUUGGUGUCAUUCAAGUUAUGGGCCAGUUCCUUGAUGGGCUCGUUAUUGGUACCGCUGUGCCGGCAGAUACCGGCGCACGCCCGGCCAAGAUGGAGUGCUCCGUCGUUGUGGGUACUCCUGGUACUGUUAUGGACAUGAUUAAGAGGCGCAUCAUGAUUGCGAACAAGCUCCGCGUGCUUGUUCUCGACGAAGCCGACAACAUGCUGGACCAGCAAGGUCUGGGUGACCAGUGUAUCCGUGUGAAGGCUUUGUUGCCUAGGGAUAUCCAGGUCGUCCUCUUUUCCGCUACCUUCCCUGCUCACGUCCACGAAUAUGCGUCCAAGUUCGCUCCUCAGGCCAACGAGAUUACCCUCCAGCACGAGGAGUUGACCGUCGAGGGUAUCAAGCAGCUGUACCUGGACUGCUCGAAUGACGAGGACAAGUACCAGACCCUUGUCAACCUCUACGGUCUGCUCACCGUCGGCUCGUCCAUCAUCUUCGUUAAGACCCGUGCUUCGGCCCAGGAGAUCGAAAAGCGCAUGGUUGCCGAGGGUCACACCGUGGCAUCUCUUACCGGUGGCAUUGAGGGUUCGCAGCGUGAUGCAGUCAUUGACCAAUUCCGUGCCGGACACGCGAAGGUCUUGAUUACGACCAACGUGCUUGCCCGAGGUAUUGAUGUCUCGACUGUGUCCAUGGUUAUCAACUACGAUAUCCCUGAGAUCCACCAACCCGGCGCCCGUCAACGACAGGCCGACUUCCAGACCUACCUGCACCGUAUUGGCCGUACGGGACGUUUCGGCCGCGUGGGUGUAUCCAUAUCCUUUGUGUCCAACCGGGAAGAGUGGGAGAUGCUCAACCAGAUUCAGAGAUACUUCAACACCAACAUCCAGCGGAUUGACACCAAGGACUGGGACGAGGUGGAGGAGAUUAUCAAGAAGACGAUCAAGAGCUCGCGUGCUCAGCUCGGCUUCCGGUAGAGCGAGUCCGACACAUCCUCGAUGCGACGCUGCUGUCCGAUGGCGGUCGCUCAAUCGUGUCGAUUGGAAGCGAUUGGAUUAAGAUAUGACUAUGGUUGAAAUGUGGAUUGCUUAUGAAGAGUUAUGAGGAUUUCUUUGUGUUCAAAUGAAAGUCAGAUUAAUAGAUACCAGUCGAAUGCUCAUUCCAUGGGUGUUUUUGUGGCUUUGGG
Messenger RNA from Aspergillus welwitschiae, 1909 nucleotides. It is a transcript of the gene dbp5, whose product is annotated as ATP-dependent RNA helicase DBP5. Lineage: Eukaryota; Fungi; Ascomycota; Eurotiomycetes; Eurotiales; Aspergillaceae. Gene Ontology annotation, biological process: poly(A)+ mRNA export from nucleus. The transcript is spliced from 6 exons. The record is from RefSeq and is a predicted model, not a curated record. Gene Ontology annotation, cellular component: cytoplasmic stress granule; nucleus. Bases 252 to 1700 code for a protein of 482 amino acids. Gene Ontology annotation, molecular function: RNA helicase activity; ATP binding; RNA binding.